Molecule: messenger RNA, 159 nt
Organism: Neurospora tetrasperma FGSC 2508
Lineage: Eukaryota; Fungi; Ascomycota; Sordariomycetes; Sordariales; Sordariaceae
Exons: 1
Source: RefSeq, a predicted model, not a curated record
UUUUAUUUUAGAUCGAAGAAAGACUAUUUAGAGAAAGUCUAUAAAAUAAUAGAGCGGUUAGUAAUAGUUAAACUCUAUUUAAAUCCUAAGAAGUACGAAUUUACUAUUAAAGUUAUAAAAUAUUUCAGUUUUAUAAUUAUUAUAGGUAUAAAUAUUUAA